CCCUCCUCUGAUUGGGUAUUUUUCAGAAGACCAAUGCUUGCCAGCGUUAUUUUACAGUGGUUUGCGGAAGACGUGGCGGCCCCAGCGCGAAGCUGCAACUGAAGUAGACAGAACGGAGUGAAUGGAAACUUUCAGUGCAACUAGCUAGCUGUUGAUCCGCCGCAAGAAUGAUCUCUCUAACGGAUUCACAGAAAAUCGGGAUGGGGAUAACAGGCUUCGGCGUGUUUUUCCUGUUCUUCGGAAUGAUCCUGUUCUUCGACAAAGCGCUCCUCGCCAUAGGAAACAUUCUGUUCGUGGCAGGCCUGUCCUUUGUCAUCGGGCUGGAGCGCACAUUCAGGUUUUUCUUCCAGAAGCACAAGAUCAAGGCCACCAGCUUCUUCCUGGGGGGCGUGUUCGUGGUGCUGAUUGGCUGGCCCAUGGUGGGGAUGGUCCUGGAGAUUUAUGGAUUCUUCCUCUUGUUCAGGGGUUUCUUUCCAGUGGUCGUGGGCUUCAUCAGAAGGGUGCCCAUUCUUGGGUACCUGUUAAAUCUCCCAGGAAUCAGUGGGAUUGUGGAUAAAGUCGGAGAGAGCAACAACAUGGUAUAACAGUGACCACAUUUUUUCAGUUUUGUUAUGAGAAGAUCUCUUUAUAUUAUUUAUAUUGGGUUUCCUGAAACAGUCAUGUCCCCGCUUGGGGGGGGGGUCUCCCUUGAUCCCGAGGCCUCCGCUGUCAGAACUUCACUCGGACCUCUUUUCCGUUGGAAGGAAGACUUUUGCUUCUAUUUAUUUCUUUUCAUUUUUGCGCCGCGGCAGCUGCUUCCGUAGCGAGGAGGGACCAUGACUGGUUGCCAUGGGGACGUCUGGACGAAUGAACUGUGAGCCGAGGGCCGAGGCGUACGUUCAGUGAAGCUUCGCACACGCACACACAUGUACACACUGCCCACAGAGGGAUGUGGGACCGAAUGGGCAAGACGAACCAGGCCAAAUCUUCCAGGUGUCGGGAUUUCUAUUGGAUGAGCCUGGAACGGGAAAGGCUCCAAUUGGUCACUGGACAUGUGGGAGGGGUCUGGAUGCUGUUACUGUGGUCAUACUUAUCUGUGGUUGUGCUUGUCAUUCCCUAUUGAUUUGGAGACAGUUACAUUUCUGUAAUUGCAUACUGACACGACAUGGGUCACUAGUUUGGCUGAAUAUUUGAGUUCCCAAUGUGGCACCGGGAGUCCCUUCGGUUGCUUGAAACAAAACCGCACACAGACACUCCUGUACCAUGAGCUCAGUGCAAAAGGUAUGACUGCAUUCUGCAUUUUUAAAAUAUACGAAACUUUUACAUGUGUAAAGUACUGACAGACUGGG
This is a messenger RNA of Megalops cyprinoides (Indo-Pacific tarpon), 1328 nucleotides long. Its product is annotated as vesicle transport protein GOT1B-like. The coding region runs from base 168 to 584 and encodes 138 amino acids. The transcript has 5 exons. Gene Ontology annotation, cellular component: membrane; endoplasmic reticulum. The record is from RefSeq and is a predicted model, not a curated record. Lineage: Eukaryota; Metazoa; Chordata; Actinopteri; Elopiformes; Megalopidae. Gene Ontology annotation, biological process: retrograde transport, endosome to Golgi; endoplasmic reticulum to Golgi vesicle-mediated transport.